UGUGUGUACUCGAAUCGGCACUGACUAGAUAAUAGAAUUGACUACGUCGAAGUACUGUUUUUCCACAUUGUCAACAAAGAAAUCAUCGUAAACGAACAGCUAAAUUAUCUCGGAAGCUAAUGGCAGAUCAUGAAGUUGUCAGUUCAAAAAGAUAAUAUUCACGUAGAAAAGUUUUCGAACAUCCGAAAACUCGUAUAACAGGAAAAUGAUUAUGGAAGUAAAAGAAUUAACUAUGUCAUGUUGGAUCGCAUUUCAAGGUCAUACAAUAAACAAUUUUAGCACGAAGAAUUGUAACCAAAGAAAUGUCUAGUCAAUUUGAUUCGAUGUUUAUUUUGAGCACUUGCACAUAGUUGGUUUUGGGGAUGGUUUAGCUGGUCUGGCUCAUCCUCUACUAUGUUACGCGCUGCAGAAAAGAAAAUUCUGUCCUGUUUAAAAACUGCAUACAGAGGAUGGUAUGUAGAUAUAGGACCAGUUGUGGGAUCAUCUGAUAAAAUAUGGACAAUCUCAUUGAACGAAGAGUCACCAAAGACACCGAUUGUUUUGUUACAUGGUUUAGGAGCAGGUGUAGCACUUUGGUGUUUGAAUCUUGAUGCGUUAGCUUCUCAAAGACCAGUAUAUGCUAUUGAUGUAUUAGGCUUUGGUAGAAGUAGCCGUCCAGUUUUUAGCAAUGAAGCACAAGAAGCUGAAAAUCAGUUAGUCCGUUCCAUUGAAGAAUGGAGAAGAGAGAUGCAAUUAGAAAAAUUUGUACUACUUGGUCAUUCAAUGGGUGGUUUUCUUGCGGCAUCAUACACUAUUCAACACCCGGAAAGAAUUAAGCAUCUUAUUCUUGCUGAUCCUUGGGGCUUUCCUGAAAGACCUGUUGAACGAAUUGCAAGAGUACCUAUGUGGGUGAAAGUUAUAGCAUAUAUAGUACAACCAUUAAAUCCAUUAUGGCCAGUUAGAGUAGCUGGACCAUUUGGACAGUGGUUAAUAGAAAAAACGAGACCUGAUAUAGUAAAGAAAUUUACACCUAUUUUAAAAGAUGAUACUCCUAUAAUUUCACAGUAUUUGCAUCAGUGCAAUGCUCAGACACCAUCGGGUGAAAGUGCAUUCCAUGCAAUGAUGCAACAUUUUGGCUGGGCCAAAAAUCCUAUUGUUAGAAGAAUAGAUAAAUUAAGUCCAGAAAUUCCCAUAACUCUCUUAUAUGGUAGUCGAUCAUGGGUUGAUAAUUCGUCUUGGGAAACAUUAAAACAGGCUAGAUCAUCAUCUUAUAUCAAUGUUCAGGCAAUAACAGGAGCAGGUCAUCAUGUUUAUGCUGAUAAAAGUGAAAUUUUUAAUAAAUAUGUAUUGGAAGCAUGUAAUUUAAGUGAUUCGAUGCCCCAUUUAACAUCAGUAAAUGUUCGUUCAAGCAAUAAAAUUGCGAAUGAACAACAAAUUGACCUUAUUUUACCAAAUGAUGAAGAAGUUGGUACAAAAGCCAUACAAGAGCAGGAAUUAAAUACAUCACAAACGCGAUCUAGUUGAAGUUUAAUAUAAUAUUUU
This is a messenger RNA of Megachile rotundata (alfalfa leafcutting bee), 1521 nucleotides long. RefSeq names its product pummelig (gene puml). Gene Ontology annotation, molecular function: carboxylic ester hydrolase activity; lysophosphatidic acid acyltransferase activity. Lineage: Eukaryota; Metazoa; Arthropoda; Insecta; Hymenoptera; Megachilidae. Gene Ontology annotation, biological process: lipid homeostasis; phosphatidic acid biosynthetic process. Gene Ontology annotation, cellular component: mitochondrion; lipid droplet. The record is from RefSeq and is a predicted model, not a curated record.